AUGGCUGCACUUUUCGCUCUCGGCAUGAGCUGUCUCGUCUUCUGCAGAUGGGGAGGCUUUGGUGGACACAAUCAGCGCCACUGUGCUUGGACCAACGAUGGGGAAUGCCGGUGGAUUCUCAUACCGCUCGGACGGCUGGCUAAUUUCUUACAUUAUCAGAAGAAUCAUAGUUAUGCGGGAGCAACGAUGGUGGUCAUCAUUGGGUAUGCAAUACGUGGACGUGCUGGUGGACGUCUUGCUACAUGGCCACGAGACGAAGAUGGCAUCAUUGUGCUCGACGAGUCACUGCUUCGAUGA
Pochonia chlamydosporia 170 is the source of this 297-nucleotide messenger RNA. RefSeq lists its product as hypothetical. Lineage: Eukaryota; Fungi; Ascomycota; Sordariomycetes; Hypocreales; Clavicipitaceae. The transcript is spliced from 2 exons. The record is from RefSeq and is a predicted model, not a curated record. Bases 1 to 297 code for a protein of 98 amino acids.